Messenger RNA from Drosophila hydei, 645 nucleotides. RefSeq names its product cuticle protein 38-like. Bases 184 to 645 code for a protein of 153 amino acids. Lineage: Eukaryota; Metazoa; Arthropoda; Insecta; Diptera; Drosophilidae. The record is from RefSeq and is a predicted model, not a curated record. The transcript is spliced from 3 exons.
UGAUAAUAGCUGCAAAUGGUUCAAUUUUAACCGUGUUUACCAACUGCCUGCGCAUUUCAAUGAACCCCAUGAAUCACAACUGAAUGAAGACUGUUUGGGGUAUAAAUACGGACUGCAAACACUAGUUGGACAUCACAUUCCACUGCUACUCCCAACAGUACAACAAACCCACAAAUCCUCAACAUGUUCAAAUACGCCGUUGUUAUCUUCGCCAUCGUCGCUGCCGUCUCUGCCAAGCCUGGUAUACUCCGGGGCAGUCCCCUGGCUUACAAUGCUCCAUUGCCUGGUAUACUCCUGGGCAGUCCCCUGGCUUACAAUGCUCCAUUGGUAGCUGCUGCUCCCGCUGCAGUGGUUGCAGCUCCUGCUCCUUAUGUGACUGCCACCAGCAGCCAGGUCUUCGCCCGCAACUACAAUGGCAUCGCCGCUGCUCCAGUGAUCGCUCCAGUGGCUGCUCCAGUCAUCGCCAAGUAUGCUGCUGCUCCAUUGGCUGCUCCAGUCAUCGCCAAGUACGCAGCUGCUCCAUUGGCUGCUCCAGUCAUCGCCAAGUACGCAGCUGCUCCAUUGGCUGCUCCUUUGGCCUACAGCAGUCCUUUGGCAUACAGCUCGCCUUUGACUUAUGCUGCUCCUGCUCCAGUUCUUUUGUAA